This is a messenger RNA of Leptinotarsa decemlineata (Colorado potato beetle), 1174 nucleotides long. RefSeq names its product isocitrate dehydrogenase [NAD] subunit gamma, mitochondrial-like. The record is from RefSeq and is a predicted model, not a curated record. NCBI's taxonomy places the organism in Eukaryota, Metazoa, Arthropoda, Insecta, Coleoptera, Chrysomelidae.
GGCAACACUGGAUCAAAAACCUGUAUACUAGAAAUUUUGGUCAUGGGUCUUUCCUUUUCUAGUCAAAUCUUGUUGAAUUGAGGCAACUUUGAAUAAAAGAAUCUCCCAGAACAAACAAAUUCCGUAUUUACAGAACAAGAUCUGAAGAUGGCAUCGGGAAUAAUGAAGAGAAAUGUGUUUCUCAUGGGACAGUUUAUGAUGAGGUCUCAAUCCACAAUGUCGGCUUUCGAAAUACAGCACAAGACACCCCUGAUAAAGAGAAGCGUGAGUAUAAUAGUGAUACAUUAUUUUAAAUUGGCCAGCUUUCUAUACAAACGGUUAAUUUUGGGAGAAGAGGCAGGAGUAUUGCCUUUUUACAUGCAAUCUCAAAAACGAAAUAUAGAACAAUGGUUUUUUUGCAGGAAACUGUCUGAUGGUUUAUUUUUGGAAACAUCCAAAAAAAUUGCAAAGGAAUAUCCAGAAAUUGAACACAAUGAAAUGAUUAUUGAUAACUGCUGCAUGCAGCUUGUUUCAAAUCCUCACCAAUUCGAUGUCAUGAUUAUGACAAAUUUGUAUGGCAGUAUUGUUUCCAACGUUGUUUGCGGAUUGAUCGGAGGUGCUGGACUAUUAUCUGGCAAAAAUUAUGGGGAGCAUUAUGCUAUCUUUGAACCCGGUACUCGUAACACAGGAACUGCCAUAGCUGGGAAGAAUAUAGCAAACCCAAUUGCUAUGUUGAGUGCUUCAGUUGAUAUGUUGAAUCAUUUAGGACAUCUCCAGCAUGCAAACAUGAUAAAGAACGCCAUUGUACAAACUCUCUGUGAAGAUAAAAUUUAUACACCAGAUUUGGGUGGUACUGCCAAGAGCACAGACGUAGUCCAAAGGAUCAUUGACCAUGUCCUGAUGUCAGACAUAAGACCAUGGUAAUAUGGACAUAUCUGCUUUCUUCACUAUUGAUGGCUUGUUCAAACUAACCAUUAAUAUCAUCUGCUCGUCAUCAAAACAUUGUUAAAUUUUUACUAAUAGGACUAUUCAUCUUUUGAUGUUUUUGAUUCUAGAGAUGCCAUCAUUCAUAAUAAUAUGGUGAAGGAAAGUAACACACCUAACUCGAUCUCAACAGUGUGGCAAUUGCAUUUUUACAGUAACAGUAUUAACCUUAAUCUGAUUUUUUUUCAUCAAUCUCACAUUGUUUUUUCUC